ACUCCUAUCCAUGGCUAUUUCUAGAGUGUUGUGCAUUGGCUUUCUUCUUUUUGUGGGGUUAGGGUUAGCUUCGGCUGCCCGAACUCUUCUUGAUUAUGAUCCACGUGCACGUCGUUAUGAUUACGAUCGUCCUACUCCAAGAGUAGGAUACGAUCCAAGCCAUCGUGAUCAAUCCUAUGAUAAUGUAUAUGGUGGAAGCUCUAGCAGAGGAUAUGGAGCUGGAGACUCUGCUCUUGGAGGUUCGGGACGAUAUGAAGGUGGUGGAGGACGUGAUUACGGACAUGGAGGCCGAAAUGAUGAUCGUGGUGUUGGAUAUGGAGGUCGAAAUGAUGAUCGUGGUGCUGAAUAUGGAGGUAGAAAUGAUGAUCAUGGUGCUGGAUAUGGAAGUCGAAAUGAUGAUCGUGGUGUUGGAUAUGGAAGUCGAAAUGAUGAUCGUGGUGUUGGAUAUGGAAGUCGAAAUGAUGAUCGUAGUGUUGGAUAUGGAGGCCGAAAUGAUGAUCGUGGAGUUGGAUAUGGUAAUGGUGGUGGAUAUGGAGGUGUAGGAGGACAUGGUGAUGGUUAUGGUAACAAUGGUGGUGGAAGCUAUGGAGAUCGUUAUGGCCCUUCUCUUGGAGGUUCAGGAAAAGGAAGUAACAAUGGCUAUAACGAUCAUUCUCGUGGAAAUGGAGGACGUGACAGUGGCUAUGGAGAUUCACAUGGACAUGAAGGACGUGAGAGUGGAAAUGGAAGCGGUGGAGGAGUUAGUGGUGGCUAUGGUAAUGGAGGAGUACAUGGAGGAGAGUAUGAUAAUAGCAAAGGAAGUGGAGAAGAAGGGGGUAAUGAUGGUGGAUAUGCUGUCAAAAAUUCUAUCUCAAAGGAGAAUUGAGAAUUCCUCUUUUUCAAGUAAUGAACCCAAUAUCAUAUUAUGUUAACGAGAAAUAAAGAAAUUGGGUGAGAGAAUGUUGUGUUUUAAAUUUAUGUUGAAUUUUCUUUGAAUAAUUCGAAUCAAUAGGUACAAUGAUAAUCAAAUUUGGAUUAUGUUUGUUGUGACAAAUUGACUGUA
Molecule: messenger RNA, 1042 nt
Organism: Cucumis sativus (cucumber)
Lineage: Eukaryota; Viridiplantae; Streptophyta; Magnoliopsida; Cucurbitales; Cucurbitaceae
Product: glycine-rich cell wall structural protein 1.8
Exons: 2
Coding region: 11-865 (284 amino acids)
Source: RefSeq, a predicted model, not a curated record